AUGGGCCAUCCACUUGUCCACAGCCUCCCAGACGGUCCUGUUGCCGUCUAUCCGUAUCCGUCCGCAUCUCCUGGAUUCUUCCAUACCGAUCCCGCCUGCGCGGCCUUCUUCUCCUCCGCCAUGAACAUCAACGGAUCCGUCCAUUCGAAUCCUUCAGCCUCCGCUGCUUCCCCCCCUCCUCCCCCUCCUCAUUCUCCUCCUCCUGCUUCUUUUGCUGCUGGCUCUGCCGCUACAGCUACAGCUACAGCUACAGCUUCUUCUGAUCCUGCGCCUACCGCUAUCACCACCGCCAGUCAAAAACCUUCCUGGAAACCUGCCUCCUCAUCUGCGCCGCUGGCAAUGAACCCUUCCCGCAAGCGUUCGCGUGACGAUUACAUAGCCUCCUACUCAAUUGAAGACGACCAGCGUGAUAGCGGUUUCGGUUCCACAGCGACGUCUUCCCCGUCCAUCGAGGAAGCAGAUCCAACAUGCAUCGACGACAUGGGCCUGCCGAGCCGUGAUGGAAUUGGCAAUACCUCGCCUUCCUCAUGCCUCCACAGCCGCAAAUCGCAACGCUUAGAUGCAUCCGCCGCCGCCUGGGACGAUAAUGCCCUAGCUACUAUCCAAGCCAAGCUUCAAUCUAGCUCCGCCACCCCUUCAUCUUCAAUGCAAAACAAUGAUAAUGACUACCACCAACCCAAACGCCAACCCUCUUCCUCGUCCUUCUCCUCCUUCCACCCCCUAAUCCCACAGGAACCGCAGCUCGACUCCCUCACCCUCCUCCUAGGCAUAAGCUGGCAACGCGUCUCGCGCACAGACGACGCUGACGUCGCCGCCGCCCUCCGCGGUUGGGAGCGGUAUAUCCAAAAUCACUACGCAACCUACAUCUCCCAGGCGGAGAUCCUGCUCAAACAUCGCGGGCUCGGGGCGUUUUUGGUUGCGGCGCAGGUUCCUGCUUCUGCUUCUGCUUCGUCGUCGUCGUCGUCACCGUCGUCGUCUUUCUAUCCUUGGAUGCCACAUACAGAUACAGAUACAAAAGAUACAGAUGCCAAUGGCACUGCGACUCGCUUCUAUCUCUUCAGCGAAGACCUGGCUGAGGCGCGGCUGGUGGGUAAUGAUUGGGACUCUUGCCUGCGCAACCUGCGCGAGGUGCCGUUUCGGUAUGAAGAUGGCUCGCUGGUGCUGAGGGCUUCGUCCGCGUUAGCGUCUGCGGUGCCAGCAGCAGAGAGCGCCGUGGGGGAUAAAGGAGUGCUGGUUGGGUGUGAAGAUGGCGCUGUUGAUGCGAUCGGUAUGGAUGUGGACAUGGGGAUGGGAAUGGAUAUUGACUGGUAA
Molecule: messenger RNA, 1311 nt
Organism: Histoplasma capsulatum G186AR
Lineage: Eukaryota; Fungi; Ascomycota; Eurotiomycetes; Onygenales; Ajellomycetaceae
Exons: 1
Coding region: 1-1311 (436 amino acids)
Source: RefSeq, a predicted model, not a curated record